This is a messenger RNA of Thermothielavioides terrestris NRRL 8126, 1775 nucleotides long. RefSeq lists its product as uncharacterized. Gene Ontology annotation, biological process: mitochondrial translation. NCBI's taxonomy places the organism in Eukaryota, Fungi, Ascomycota, Sordariomycetes, Sordariales, Chaetomiaceae. The transcript is spliced from 2 exons. The record is from RefSeq and is a predicted model, not a curated record. Bases 172 to 1563 code for a protein of 463 amino acids. Gene Ontology annotation, cellular component: mitochondrion; cytoplasm.
CCCCGCUCCAGAAAAUUUGACUCACAACCUGGAAGUUCUGCCCCUCUUUGCAAGGAACCCCUUGUGCCCAACUUCAUCCAGGAACACGACGCAUCUUGGGCCUUCCUCAACCGCAAUUGUUAUUAGCGCCAACCUCCCUUCACGGUUCAAUCAUAUGCUGAUCAAAGAACGAUGGCGAGCAAGGGGUCACUGAAGACACCGAAAGGAACGCGCGACUGGGUAGGGGGAGAUUUGCACUUGCGCGAUCACAUCUUUACAGUCCUUGAGCGUCACGGCGGAGUUCCUCUAGAUACUCCCGUUUUCGAGCUGCGAAGUGUUCUCUCGGAGAAAUAUGGCGAAGAAUCUCGUCUAAUCUACAACCUCGAGGACCAAGGUGGCGAGGCAUGCUCCUUGCGGUACGACCUAACCGUUCCGUUUGCCCGCUGGCUCUCGAUGCGUAGCGAUGUUCAGCAUAUCAAGCGCUACCAGAUCGCCAAGGUAUACCGCCGCGACCAGCCCGCCAUCUCCCGCGGCCGCUUGCGGGAGUUUUACCAGUGCGACUUCGACAUCGCUGGCGUGUUCGACCCCAUGAUCCCCGACGCCGAGAUCCUAUGCAUCAUCGCUGAGGUUUUCGAGGCCUUUCAAAUUGGCGUGACGGUCAAGCUGAACCAUCGAAAGAUCCUCGAUGGCAUGUUCGAGGUGGCCGGCGUCCCGAAGGACAAGAUACGCACCACCAGCUCCGCCGUGGACAAGCUGGACAAAGCGCCGUGGGAUGAGGUCAGGAAGGAAUUGCUGGACAAAGGGCUUUCGGAGGAGGUUGCUGACCGCGUGGGUACCUACGUUCGACGCAGCGGCAGCAUGCGCGAGAUGCUUGACAACCUGCGAUUGGAUUCAGAACUGGGCGCGAACAAGUUCUUGAUGGAGGGUCUUGCAGACAUGGAGCUGUUGGCGUCCUAUCUGGAGGCCAUGAACGUCGUUGACAAAGUCUCCUUCGAUCUGUCGCUCGCAAGAGGUCUGGAUUACUACACCGGCCUGAUUUACGAGGUAGUCGUCCUCCCAGACCCGGCCAACCCAGCAACUCUGCAAGUCGGCAGUAUUGCUGCUGGGGGUCGAUAUGAUGAGCUCGUCGGAAUGUACGGGCGAAGACCUUUACCGUGCGUGGGGAUUUCCUUCGGGGUGGAUCGAAUCUUUACCCUCCUCGACGCCCGGCGCAAGAAGAAGAGCGGCUCCGACCUGACGAACCAGGCUGAAGUGUACAUUAUGGCGUUCGGCGGAAAGGAGUUCGACGGGCUCCUGCUCGAGCGCAUGCGUGUAGCUCGCCAGCUGUGGGCGGCGGGAAUACGGGCUGAGUUCGCUGCGAAGGUCAAGCCGAAGCCGCUGCAGCAGUUCAAUGCCUCCGAGGGGGUGCCUGUUGCCGUCAUGCUGGGCCAGGAAGAGUUGGAUGCCGGCCAGGUCCGGGUGAAGCAGCUUCAUGGUGGAGAUAAGAACGCAGCAUCGAAGGAUAAAGGACAACUCGUUCCGCGGGAGAAUCUCGUGGAAGAAGUAAGGAAGUUGUUGGCAUCUAUCCAGCUAGAACAAGAGUAAACUGCGGAGGGUCUGCGUCUCAGCAGCAAGACCACUCAGAACUUGAUUCUGCCCCUUGUGCUUCGUGUUGCUUUCCCUUUCAUAUUACUCGUGUCAAGCGCCAAGAAUAGCCAGUUACCAAGGGGGUCUGUCAGUCGUCCGAAAGCGCAGAUCAACUUCCAUCAUGCUUCUCUGCGCUUGUGCAGAGUUCGCUGAUAUUUCAGGUACUUACC